AUGAUUUUGAAUGGCUUUUGCAGAUUCCUGGCAAUCUAUUCGCUGAUUUUCCCAAGGACUCUGUGUUUCUUGCCAAAACCGCAAAGGGUAUUACUUGUAUCGUUUGAUGGCUUUAGGUGGGAUUAUAUCUACAAAUUCCCAACACCCAAUUUCCACGAUGUCAUAAAGAAUGGCGUACAUGUCGAACAGAUCACUAAUGUGUUCAUUACCAAGACAUAUCCUAACCACUACACCAUGGUGACGGGUCUCUAUGCAGAGAGCCACGGUAUAGUUGCCAACGAGAUGUACGAUCCGAUUCUGAAUGAAACUUUCUCCAUGAACCACAUGACCAUCUACAAUUCAAAAUUUUGGGAAGAUGCUUAUCCCGUCUGGAUCACUAACCAAAUGCAAGGGCAUAGAAGCGGAGCCGCGAUGUGGCCAGGGACCGACGUCAAGAUCCACGGCGUCUUUCCCACACGCUACAUGCUUUACAACGAGUCCGUUUCAUUUGAAGAGCGUGUCGCCAAGCUGAUUGAGUGGUUUAUGUCUGAAGAGCCCAUCAAUUUCGGACUGCUGUACUGGGAGGAGCCAGACGAGAUGGGACACCGUUUAGGUCCAGAUAACCCUCGUAUGAAGUCCGUCAUCACUGAGAUCGAUAAUCUGCUGAGCUACCUGGUGCAGGAGCUGAAGAGAGCAAAACUGUGGGACACUUUGAAUGUCGUUGUCACAAGCGACCAUGGAAUGGCACAGUCCUCAACAGACCGGAUCAUAGAGCUUGACCAGUACGUGGGCAGAGACUUGUAUACAAUGAUCGACCAUUCACCCGAUGUAGCUAUUUUACCAGUAGAAGGCAAACUUGAUGACGUAUACAACUCUCUGGUCAAAGCUCAUCCCCAUAUGACUGUCUAUAAGAAGGAGGAGAUUCCAAGCAGGCUGCAUUACAGACACAGCAGUAGAAUUCAGCCAAUCUUAGCAGUGGCUGAUGAAGGAUGGGAAAUCUUCCAGAACAAAUCAGACCGCUUUGAAUUGGGCAACCACGGAUAUGACAACACCCUACCAGACAUGCACCCGAUCUUCUUGGCCCACGGCCCUGCCUUUAGAAAGAACAUUAGUAAGCAAACUAUGGACUCCACGGACUUGUAUCCCUUGUUGUGCUACCUGUUGGGUAUCGAGCCCUUGCCCAACAAUGGCUCCCUUGACAAUGUGAAAGAUCUACUUGUGAGCGAAGCCCCCCAAAAUCCUCAAGGUACAAGUCAGGAAGAAUCCUAUGCCUAUUUCAUUGGUGUUUUUCUGGGUAGCGUUCUUGUCUUUGGUUUUCUUAUCAUGUUCGUUAAACAUUUAACCCGUAGCCAAAUCUCGGCCUUGCGAGUACAAAACUUAGAAAUAGCUCAGCCUUUACUACAGAGUUAA
Molecule: messenger RNA, 1389 nt
Organism: Euleptes europaea (tarantolino)
Lineage: Eukaryota; Metazoa; Chordata; Lepidosauria; Squamata; Sphaerodactylidae
Gene: ENPP5
Product: ectonucleotide pyrophosphatase/phosphodiesterase family member 5
Exons: 3
Coding region: 1-1389 (462 amino acids)
Source: RefSeq, a predicted model, not a curated record